Molecule: messenger RNA, 1389 nt
Organism: Aspergillus ochraceoroseus IBT 24754
Lineage: Eukaryota; Fungi; Ascomycota; Eurotiomycetes; Eurotiales; Aspergillaceae
Exons: 2
Coding region: 1-1137 (378 amino acids)
Source: RefSeq, a predicted model, not a curated record
AUGGCUACUUCUCAACCAUCUUCCUCUCUCUCAACAUCCGCGACUUUUACUACUACCGCUUCCUCCUCUUCCUCCUCGCCCUUACUGUAUCCAUCUUCCUGCAGCUCUGAUCAUUCUGUUCCUUUGCCUCCUCGUGGUCCCUCCUGGUCUCCUUCCUAUCGUCCGACCUCGCGUGCUCAUGGCCAGUUGGAGAGUUUAAUUGCCAGACACGGUCGUCCAACUCGCUUUUCCCUCUCUUCCCUAGAAGAACUAACAGCCACUACUUCGACAUAUAAUCCUCCCUCGCCGCUUUCCCGUCCCCGUUCCCCUGUCCCGGAGUUUUCAGAUUCCUUCGAGGCCCGCACUAGUUACAGAUCCAAGUCAAGACCCAUCCCAAUUCCUAAGCGGUUUCCCAACUCAUCUGACGACGACCUUCCGGUUACUCCGUUGACCGGCCGGUUUGAAAGAGACUACUUCCCCCCUCGCGAUUUAUCACCGGAAAAGAACCGGGAUCCAUACACUUAUCCUCGUACAAAAAGCCACUGGCCUAGUCGUCGUCCUAGUGAUCAUCAUCGUUCCUCCAGGAUGCGUUCGGAUAGCUCGACCUUCUACUCUUCGGUCGUCUCUCAGCCCAUGCCCUCAUCCGGUUGCUCCGAUUCUCCGCAGCCGUCCCGCUCACGGGCACAGAAUACUUCCAAACCCGCCCCAGUCUUCCAUCUCGACGCCUUGCCGCAGUUUCACCCGGCUGUCUAUCAAUCCCCAAGCAGCUCACAAGCCUUAAGCGGCCAGCCUCCGUCACCACGUCAACCCCUCCAGCAAUUGUAUCGCGUGGGUUCGAGUUCGCGGGACCCUGUUUUGCAGUAUCGCGAGCUGGUGGAAGGCGUUGUGCUGCACAAGGCCCCUUCACGGCCGCUGUCUCCCAGUCCAGCUGCUCCUCGACUAGACCCCCUCCGCAGCCCAGGGCCAGUAACCCCGUUAGCUCUCGAAGAAGCAGGGGGCUAUAUCACUGCUGGGGCCGCGUAUUCAUCGGAGCUUUCCUUACGAACCCUUCAACACUCAGCGCCGGCGCCAGACCUGUUGGAGCGGAUGAUUGCGCGUGAAAGUGAGAGAACUCGACAGAAAGCGAAAAGAACCCCAAGGGGUGGUGAGAAUUUAUAGAGUUUGGUUCUGCGACUACCUUGGGUAUCCGCCCGAAGGACCUUACUCGAACCUGGUAUUGAGGUUACCAUAACCAUGGACAUCUUUACCCUCUGUUCGGUAUGAGCCGGAACUUAAAAAAUUUCGCGCCCUGUAUUCCAAUUCCACUUUAUACCCUGCAUUGUCUUUUCACAACGACAUCUGGAGUUCGGUAUCAUUGCAUUUCAUUAUGUUAUUUUCUUUCUUUUUCUUUUUCUUUCUUUUUUUUUUUUU